AUGGGAAGUCUUUGGAAGUCUUUGCACCAACCGAACUGCUCCGCGCACGAGGCAGUUUCACUGGUUUUCAGAGCUGCUGCAUACAGUAGAGUGACUGAGUGCCUUGCCGUCUCUCACUCGCACCACUGCCGCGAGGCGAAUUUGCUGCUGGGGCAGUGUGCCUGCUUUGACAAUGAUUCUCCAGGGCAGUUUCCUCGCCUAGGUGCCAGCAGUUACAGGGUUACCAUCACCAAGAAUCACCUCUGGUCAGGAUCGACGGCCACGCCUGUCGCUUGCCUAGAUCAACGCCGAAUCUUUACAGCCACAGCGACGGCAGCGAUGGCUUCCGACGGUCCUGUCGCGACGAGCAGCAGCGGCGUGACGCCUGCUGACGUGGACACGGCAGCUGACGAGAUUCUCGUGUACUGGUUCGGCGACUUCAUGGCUCCUGACUAUUCUGGCCCACCACCAGAAGAUGAUGUCGUGGCAGCCAAGCAAUCUCUUUGGUUCCGCAAAGAUCCUGACGUGGACGCUUUUAUCCGCGCCAGAUUCGCUCCCCUCAUCCCACUCGCUGCGUCAGGCCAGUUGGCAGGCUGGGAAGACACGCCACGUGGCGCGCUGGCAUUGGUCGUGCUGCUGGACCAGUUCACGAGGAACAGCCUCAGGGGAUCGCCUGACUCCUUUGCCCAGGACUCGUUGGCCCGACAAGUCGCAAGAAGGGCCAUAGCCAAAGGAUUCAACAAGCAAUUUCACCUUCGUAUUCGGUCCUUUUUCUACCUGCCAUUUAUGCAUUCUGAAGACCUACAAGACCAAGACCUGUGUGUGCAGCUGCUGUCAGAGUCGGUAGCAGAGGCACCAGAAGGCCCACUCAAGGACUCCCUAUCCGGUAUUGGCGUCGUGCUUCUGCUCCUAGUCCUCGUCUGCUGCUCCCUCGCCAUUCAAGUCCCUGGCAACUCCUUCACCGUUGAUCUGAAUCCCAGCGCUGUUGUUGAACCUCUAAGCGACCAAUUCAAAACCACAGCUGACUUGCAAUCGGAAGAAGCCGGCUCUGUAACUACCGUGACAAAAAUGGUGACCUUCCCUGACGUCGUGGUGGUGGGAGGCGGCCUCGCGGGUCUGUCUGCGGCCGUGGAAGUCGUCAAGCGGGGCGGAUCCGUCCUCGUCCUCGAAAAGAGCGAACGGCUCGGUGGGAACUCUGCCAAGGCGAGCUCUGGAAUGAACGCUGCUCGCAGCGGGCCCCAGCUCGCCGGUGGCAUCGAGGACAAGCUCGAGGAUUUCGCCAAGGACACUGAGAAGUCCGGCAAGGGUCUGUCGGACAUGACGUUGGUGGACGUGAUCGUGAAGCAGAGCGCGGACGCCGUCGCGUUCCUCGAGGGCUUCGAGAUCGACCUCUCCAGCAUCGCGCAGCUCGGCGGCCACUCGCAUCCGCGCACGCACAGGUCCAAGCCCGACGGCAAGCCCAUGAACAUCGGCUUCCGCAUCAUGUCUGUGCUCAUCAAAUACGUCGAGGCUCUCCCUGCCGACAAGGCUAAGGUGGUGAAGCAGGCGCGGGUGACCGCGCUUCUCACAGACGACAGCGGCGCAGUCACUGGUGUCAAGUACGAGACCCCUGCAGCUGACGGCUCUGGCGGCAAGGAGGAGACGGAGGUGAAGGCCUCCGCAGUCAUCCUCGCAACAGGCGGCUACUCGGCAGACAAGGCCGAGGGGGGGCUGCUGGACCAGCACACGCCCAAGCUGCGAAACCUGGCGACCACCAACGGCCCGUUCGCGACGGGCGACGGCGUGCGACUGGGCGUGGCGGCGGGCGCGGGGCUGGUGCACAUGGACCAGGUGCAGCUGCACCCGACGGGGUACGUGGACCCCAAGGACCCGCGCAACCCCGUCAAGUUCCUCGCGCCCGAGGCCCUGCGCGGAUGCGGCGGGAUCCUGCUCAACGAGAAGGGCGACCGGUUCGUCAACGAGCUGACGACCAGAGACGCGGUGGUGGAGGCGAUUCUCAAGAACUGCGGGCCGCUGCCCGAGGUGCCAGACGCGCCAGCAGGGGGUGCGGACAUGCCAGCGGUAUCGUACCUGAUUCUGAACCAGGAGGCCAUCAACAAGUUCGACCCGCUCUCGUGCCAGUUUUAUAUUGGCAAGGGGCUCAUCCGUAAGUUUGACAGCGUGGAGGCUCUGAGCGAGGGCACGAAACUGCCAGCAGCCAACGUGAAGGCUGCUCUGGACUCGUAUGGCCACCACGAUGCAGAGAAGGGCGAUCCCUUUGGCAAGACCGUCUUCCCUGUGCUCUUCAACUCCUCCGAGCCCCCACUGUACGUGGCCAUCAUCACGCCAUCGCUGCACUACUGCAUGGGAGGGCUCAAGUUUGACACCAAUGGCCGCAUCCUCAAGGAGGAUGGCACGCCCAUUCCCGGCCUCUUCGGGGCUGGCGAGGUGACAGGUGGACUGCAUGGAGCAAACCGUCUGGGUGGCAACUCCCUGCUGGAGUGUGUGGUGUAUGGCCGUGUGGCUGGCAUCAGUGCCUUUGACCGCAUUGGUAAAUCUGCUGUGUAG
Molecule: messenger RNA, 2526 nt
Organism: Closterium sp. Yama58-4
Lineage: Eukaryota; Viridiplantae; Streptophyta; Zygnematophyceae; Desmidiales; Closteriaceae
Source: the annotation of a GenBank genome assembly